Miniopterus natalensis is the source of this 2822-nucleotide messenger RNA. It is a transcript of the gene ZSCAN22, whose product is annotated as zinc finger and SCAN domain containing 22. The record is from RefSeq and is a predicted model, not a curated record. Gene Ontology annotation, molecular function: RNA polymerase II cis-regulatory region sequence-specific DNA binding; DNA-binding transcription factor activity, RNA polymerase II-specific. Gene Ontology annotation, biological process: regulation of transcription by RNA polymerase II. Lineage: Eukaryota; Metazoa; Chordata; Mammalia; Chiroptera; Miniopteridae.
AUAUUUAAAAAACAGGAAAAAGAAAGAACCACUCUCCUAGGUUAAGGAGUUGUGUGUUUACAAGGUUAUAAACCAUUGACCUCUUGGUGCAUGGGACGUCGCACUGUACACUGUGCAAGCGUUGGGAACUGUUCAUUCUUGAUUAUUCUGAGGAUCUGUUUCUCUGUGAGAGUGAAUCACAUCUCACAGGUCCCAGGCCAGUAUCUGCUCUGCUCUGCAGGUGUGAGGCAGCGACCCAGGUUCCAUGAUGACAAAGUUCUGAUCUUUCUGCAGAUCCAGAUCCAAGGCUGCUGCCCGAUGGCCAUCCCCCAGGUCCCCCUGAGCCCGGUGCCCUGGGAACAGGAUGGCUUCCUGCGUGUGAAGGUGGAGGAGGAGGAGGCCAGCCUCUCCCAGGUCCAGGAAUAUAGCCUUGGCAACGUGGCCCACCCUGAGGAUGCACGCCUGCGCUUCCGGCACUUCUGCUAUGAGGACGCGUCCAACCCGCAUGAGGCCCUGGCCCAGCUUCAUGAGCUCUGCUGCCAGUGGCUGCAGCCCGAGGCGCACUCCAAGGAGCAGAUGCUGGAGCUGCUGGUGCUGGAGCAGUUCUUGGGCGUGCUGCCCCCCAAGAUCCAGGCCUGGGUGGGGGCCCAGUGCCCCAAGAGUGGCAAGGAGGCUGCCAUGCUGGUGGAGGAUCUGACUCAGGCGCUGGACAAGAGAGGAUGGGAGCCGGGAGCUGAGCUCUCAGAGGCAGGCUGUAAACACAGCGAUUCGGAAGAGUCAGGCAAAGCCACCCAAACCCUCGUGGGGGGCGUUUCCCCAGGACACGCCUUUGGUGAUGCCUUCCGACCCCAGGGCAGCUCAGAGAGGCCAGCAGGACUCUCAGGGGACGUCUGGACAGAGUCCUUCACCAGAGAGACAGAUUUCAGGAAUGCUCCAGGGCCUCACAAGGAAGCCCCCAUGGGCCAGCCUGGCUGUGAAUCUGGUGCCUUUGGGAAUAUUCCCAGUGUGUGGUCACACGUCACCUGGCAAGAGAAGACUCCUCCCAAGGAGAAAUUAGAUCCUUUGGACUGUUGUGGCACAGAGCCUCCAUGCGUGCACUCGGAGUGGAUGCCCUCCAAGUGCGGGGAAUGUGGGCACACGUUCCAGAGCUCCCCCGCCCUGGAGGCACACAGGAAGAGCCAUUGCCGGAAGACGCCCUACAUCUGCAGUGAGUGCGGAAAAGCCUUUCGCCGUAGCACUCACCUGGCCCAACAUCAGGUGGUGCACACAGGGGCAAAGCCCCACGUGUGUAAGGAGUGCGGCAAGGCCUUCAGCCGGGUCACUCAUCUGACGCAGCACCAGCGCAUCCACACCGGGGAGAAACCCUACAGGUGUGGGGACUGUGGCAAAACCUUCAGCCGCAGCACCCACCUCACCCAGCACCAGCGGGUGCACACGGGCGAGCGGCCCUACGCGUGUGAUGCGUGUGGCAAGGCCUUCAGCCAGAGUGCCCACCUGACUCAGCACCUGCGCACCCAUACUGGGGAGAAGCCCUAUAGAUGUGACGCCUGCGGAAGAGCCUUCAGCGACUGCUCGGCUCUGAUCCGGCACCUGAGGAUCCACUCUGGGGAGAAGCCCUACCGGUGCCAGGUCUGCCCCAAGGCCUUUGCCCAGAGCUCCUCCCUUAUGGAGCACCAGAGAGUCCACACGGGGGAGAAGCCCUACAAGUGCAGCGACUGUGGGAAAGCCUUCAGCCGCAGCUCGGCCCUCCUGGUACACCUGCGAGUCCACCUCUCCGUGCUGCAGUGACCCACCCAAGGCACCCUCAGGCUCAACACAGAAAAUACCCUGAGUUCCGAAGGAGCCAGGAAGAACAGGGUGGGGCAUCGAUAACUUCUCCAGAAUGAUGUGGUUCUUAAGGGCAGACCUGGGGCUGUCUGGGAGCAACUCUGCAUUUGGGAACUUGGAUGAAUGGAAAGCUGUCCAGCUUCCAGAAGGAUCCUGCUGUCCUGCAUCCCCACUAGGCCGGUCUCAGAGAGGAUCUGGGUUGGUCCUUAGAGUUAGGGCAGUCGGGGGGCAUUUCUGUCAGGACUCAGUGGUCCCAGGAUGCUCUGGGCUGGGCCUCCAGGUUCACGCCCCAGUUCCUGUCCUAUUUAGCCCAGGAAGGACACUGCCCACAUCACCUGGUGCCUUUCCACCAACUAUCCACUCCACUUAUUUACGUCCAGUCCAAGGCCACCUAAGGCUCCCUCUUCAGUGAGGCCUUCUCUAGACACUGCGUCUCUCUCAUCCUCCCGUCUUUGCCGAGGGUGCUGCUGACACUGGCCUGGAGUCAUUUGCUUGUGCCUCUGCCCCUCCUUCCACGUCCCACCAGCCAUCAGCCCUGUUCAUUUCAUCUAAACUCAACUCUGCUUCGUUUCUCCACCAUCGUGACCUCACGUAAGCCUUCACCACUUCUUGUGUGGACUCCAGCAGGGGCCCUUCCACACCCUUUCCUGCCUUCUGCACACCAGCCUCCAUGGUGCUCUUUCUACACCCUGAACCUGAGUGUUCUCCACGGGGGAAAACUCUCUGAUGCAUCACCUUCUACAGCAAAGCUUCCUGAAUAGGUCACAGGUUUUCCAAGAUGGGAGCCACUUUGGGCCCUAAACAACCUUGCCAGUUAACCUUAUUUGUGCACCUGAAUAGGGUCAUCUUUCAUUGUGCACAGUGAUGUGAAAUGGGAUGAACCUCAAUUCCUUCCUGCACCUGCCAUUCAGGAGCAUUCGUGGCCACGUGGAACUAUUUGUAGUUCCCUGUUUUUAAAUCCUCUCCCAAGGAUAUUUAUUCCAUUGCUUUUCAGAGAGAGUGGAAGGGAGAGAGGG